UUGAAUUUGAUCAACACAUCUAACUUUUGGUUUCUUGUUCUAGUAAAAGAGUCUGGCCUUUCUUCCUUUUGUUUUUGUUCAUUCUUUUAUAAACGAGAAAGUACAUUUCUUGGUUCUUGCUUAUUUGUUCUUAUUUAGGAAAGACAAUAGAUUUCUUUUAGUUUGGCAAGAAAAUAAAUGAAGGGGAUAAAUAGAGUUAAAAACUUUCAAAUUAUAUAUUGAUGCUUUGGCGUAAGUGUUUUUAAAUACAUGUCAAAUAAGAAAAUUCAGCAUUUUCUUAUUUGACACUUAAUCUACUUACGUGUAUAUAGAAGUUCAUGUGGUUUAUAGCAUUCUGUAAGACUAAGGUGACAAUCUAUGUCGAAAUCCGAAACCACUCUCUCAAAGUUAUUGGUAGAGUCUAAAUGCAGCCAAGAAUGCAAAGAUGACUUGCUGUCUUCUCUUCCUAGAGACAGAGGUUUUUUCGCAGAGCAUCUCUAUCAAUACCAAGGGUUUUGGUACACACCAAACCUCUUGAAAGGUGUUUUAUAUAGCCAGAAGCAUUUUCAGGCAAAAGAUUCAGAUAUCAUCCUGGUAAGCAAUCCUAAAUCAGGUACGACUUGGUUGAAAUCACUCGUUUUUGCUUUGGUUUACAGACAAGAAUUCAAGACUCCUCUAGAAUCACAUCCUCUGCUUGAUAACAACCCGCAUACCCUCGUGCCCUUUAUCGAAGCUUUCGACUUUAACGCUCAAGAUACUUCUCCUAGGAUCUUCUCUACACACAUCCCUCUUGGGUCGCUCCCUGAGUCCAUUAAAGAGUCGUCUUGUAAAGUUGUGUACUGCUGCAGGAACCCAAAGGAUGCCUUUGUCUCGCUUUGGCAUUUCAUGAAAAGUUUGUUUCUUAAGGAUAUGGUUGGGUGUACAAUGGAGGAAAUGGUUAGUGGGUUUUGUAGAGGUUCAAGUGUUUAUGGACCCUUUUGGGAUCAUGCCUUAGAGUACUGGAAAGAGAGUCAAGCAAACCCGAAAAAGGUAUUCUUUGUUAUGUAUGAAGAGAUGAGAGAGAAACCUGAGGAAUGUGUUAUGCGGAUCGCUGAGUUUUUGGGAUUACCUUUCACAGAGAGGGAGAUAGAGGAUGGAGUUUUGGAUGGGAUCAUAAAGUUGUGUAGUCUUGAGAAUUUGAGUAAGUUGGAGGUUAAUACAACAGGGAAGUUAGUGAAUGGUAUGGAGACUAAGGCAUUUUUUAGGAAAGGAGAGACUGGUGGAUGGAGAGACACUUUGACUCCUUUACUAGCAGAGGAGAUUGAUAAGAUGACUGAAGAGAAACUAAUUGGUUCUUCCUUUAGAUUCUUUUGUUAAGAAUCCUGCUUAAACUUUAUUCUAUUUAAUUUAAUGAGCUUCUCUUUUUUUUUUAAUGAUUGUUGUGAACUUGUGAUGAUGGACCAACCUGGCCUGUUUUGUUUUGAUUCGAUUUAUGUUUUGAGUUGAUCUUUCAUGAUCCAUGAGCUUUUGGCCCAUCACAAGUUUUUCAUGAGCAUCGGCAAAACAACAAACAAGGAAAAAGCAUAAGCCUACCUAAACUCAUUAUUCUA
Molecule: messenger RNA, 1568 nt
Organism: Raphanus sativus (radish)
Lineage: Eukaryota; Viridiplantae; Streptophyta; Magnoliopsida; Brassicales; Brassicaceae
Product: cytosolic sulfotransferase 13
Biological process (GO): sulfation
Cellular component (GO): cytoplasm
Molecular function (GO): sulfotransferase activity
Source: RefSeq, a predicted model, not a curated record